AAAUCUGCCUUUAAACUAUUAACUUAAUUGGAGCUCCAGUAACACAAGUUAACGGAGGAGCUGAUCCCUUCGUUUCUCCAGGCUGGACAACGUACUCUUUUGAUUAUUGCUUUUGCCAGUAUGUUUAAUGCUUAAAUGUAAAAUUAUGAACGCCUCUAUUGUAACACUUAGGAACGUUCUCUUAACUUCACACUGUUAGGUUGGUUGGGAUUUUUGUUCAUUUUAUCUUAAGAACAGUAGAAAAGGAAAGGUCAGCCACCAAUUUGACCAAUUACAGUAUCGUAAAGUGCAUGCCAGUUCAUAUGUUUCCUAAUAAUACGCUGCUCUUUCUGUGGCUCUUUAUCUGGGCAGGUGUAUAUAUAUAUAUAUAUAUAUAUUACCCCAAAAUUAGAUUUAACUUGUUCUUCUGUAUAUCAGAUUAUUUUCAGGUGGUAAGUUAUUAGGGAGAUUAUGAAUUCUGCGUUCAAAAGUUUCAGCUAAUUUUUAUAUUUUGGCCAAAUCACGUUUUCUCAAACAUUGAAAGGUCACUGAUUUUACUUAAAUAAGUGUUUGAACACAGUACAUGUCUAAGUAUGCAGUCUGCUAAUAUGCUUCUGAAAAAAUUUGUAAGAAGUUCUGUCCUUCCAUUUGCUGCACAACAUGGGAUGAAGAAGGAUUUGUUUCCAGUCAGUAGAACUCUGAGUUUAUCACUUUGCCUGAAGCAGGACAAUUCAUGCAAUCCUUCAGAAAAACUAGAUUUAGAUGCAUGGAAGAAGGUAAUGAAGUCUGGGUUGCAAGAAGAAGUCAGUGAGACGGUCUCUGAACAUAAGGAGCUUUCCACUUUGGCUGCUGCACGUGAGAUUUUGGAGAUGUGGAGACUAGCUGGCAGAUCGGUUCCAGAAAAUAUCAGUGAAGAACAGCUAAAAACCUUUAUGGAAUGUCCUUCCAAGUCAGCCAAAAAGAAGUACUUAAGAUAUUUGUAUCUCAAAGAACUUUACAAGAAAAAUGACAGAAGAAAGAUGGAUGAGAAGAGGGAAAGGAGGCUGGAAACAGAAGAGCGAGAUUCAAAAACUGAUGAGACCAGAAGGAAUUCAUUCAUAUGUUUGUGGGCCAGCUGUAUGGAUAGAGCAUACAGUUGGAGGGUUGCUCAGUCUAUGAUCUUUGGCCAACCUCUAGUAUUUGACAUGUCUUACGAAAAAGAUAUGUCCAUCCGAGAAGUCGCAAAUACAGUGAGACAGAUAGUAUUAAGUGAAGGCUGCAAUCGAAGAUCUGUGGAUCCGUUCCACAUCCACUUCUGUAACUUCAAAGACGAUAGCCUCUAUCAUAAGGAAUUUGUCAAGCAAUAUAGAGAGGCAUGGGGCAAAUUGCUUAUCACUGCAACAGACCAGUGCUACACAGAAGUCUUUCCAAAGGAUAAGCUUAUCUAUCUGACUGCUGACUCUCCCAAAGUAAUGAAAACAUUCGAUCAUGAUAAAAUCUAUAUUAUCGGGUCAAUGGUUGACAAGAGCAUAAAAACAGGAGUCUCUUUAGCACGGGCAAAGCGACUGGGGCUGGAGACUGCAGCCCUUCCCUUGGAGAAGUACUUGCUUUGGAAUGCUGGUGCCAAAAAUCUCACAUUGGAUCAAAUGAUGCGUAUUUUAUUAACCUUGAAAGAUACUGGAGACUGGAAGGCGGCUCUGGAAUUUGUUCCGAAAAGGAAAUACUGUGGCUUUGUAAGCAGGCCUGUACAUGAACUGAAAAAAAGCUUAAACUUGAUCAACACACUUAAACUUGGAAAGAGACAGGAAGAAUUACGAAAGCAAUUUACCAAGAACUACUCUAAGAAGCUAAUGCAAAAGUAGAGUGAUGGGGAAGAGAAUGAUUUUUUUUUUUUUGUGGGCAAACUGUGCCCUUGAAUACCCAGUUUCUUGGGACUUCGGGAACUGUAUUCAGCUCUUUAAAUAUGCCUUUGUUCGUUAAGUUUGAAAGGACUGUUGUAAGGGAUAUUUUUUUUUUUUAAUUACCUUAGUAUUCCAGCUGUUUAAAUUUAUUCACAUGUAUUGAAAUAAUGUAAGAGAAAUGAGAGAAUCUGUUCUAAAAAAUUACUCUGUACAAAGAAUAUCAGUCUCUUCAGUUGAACCAUGCUGGGACAAGGGUGAUUGUAACUGAAUGCAAAGGUGGUUCUUCAGAGAACACCUCGGUGCUUUGGGUUUGCAAUGGGUGGAGGCCAUCCGCAGUCUUGUUCUGAAAGGUUAGCCAAGAGGAAAUAGAAGAGGCCUUUCCCUGUGACUUCCCAAAUCUUCUCUUGCUGUGUAGAUGAACUGACUUUUGAUAGCUGAACUAAAAACAAAUGGUUAAAACCUAGCAUGAGGUUGGGGAGUUGCACAGUUUGUUUCUGGGUGUUCUAUCUGGCAUGAAUCAAGUCCCUAUUUGGAAGGAAUAAAUCAAAUUUCUUGACCCUGC
Molecule: messenger RNA, 2421 nt
Organism: Aquila chrysaetos chrysaetos
Lineage: Eukaryota; Metazoa; Chordata; Aves; Accipitriformes; Accipitridae
Gene: TRMT10C
Product: tRNA methyltransferase 10C, mitochondrial RNase P subunit
Exons: 2
Coding region: 573-1820 (415 amino acids)
Biological process (GO): positive regulation of mitochondrial translation; mitochondrial tRNA 5'-end processing
Cellular component (GO): mitochondrion; nucleus; nucleoplasm
Molecular function (GO): tRNA binding
Source: RefSeq, a predicted model, not a curated record